This is a messenger RNA of Thamnophis elegans (Western terrestrial garter snake), 1861 nucleotides long. RefSeq names its product transmembrane protein 199 (gene VMA12). Lineage: Eukaryota; Metazoa; Chordata; Lepidosauria; Squamata; Natricidae. Gene Ontology annotation, biological process: vacuolar proton-transporting V-type ATPase complex assembly. The transcript is spliced from 6 exons. Gene Ontology annotation, cellular component: endomembrane system. Bases 41 to 637 code for a protein of 198 amino acids. The record is from RefSeq and is a predicted model, not a curated record.
UCUCCGGCCGGAAAUCCAUCGGUCAUGUGACCGUUUCAAAAUGGCGUCGUCUCUCAAGGCCGGGCAGCCGCUGCGCCGCUUUUUAUCGAGCCCCGCGGCGAUCGGCCUUCCCGAAGCGCUGAGGGCGGAGCUGGCGGCGGCCCCGGUCGAGGGCGGCCUGCCUUUCGCGCUCCUCCGGAAGCUCCAACGGGCCCUGCGGGAAGAGGGCGCCCCGGCGGCCGGUUCUCCAGUGUAUCUUCAUGAACUGUUGGAAGGCAGUGAAAUCUUUCUCCCUGAAGUGACAGAACCACCCAGGAACCCAGAAUUAGUGGCCCGGCUGGAGAAGAUCAAAGCUCGGCUGGCGAAUGAGGAAUACAAGCAGAUGACGAGAAACAUCAACUGCCAGGAGCCGAACCCCCAUGGCACCCUGGCUGAUCUCGGCAGGCAAGUCAGGUCAGCCAAAGCCGUGACCGUCACCCUCAUCAACUUCCUCGUGACGGUGGGGGCCACCUUUGCCUGCGCCUUCCUGGGCAGCCAGUACUUCUUCACCGAGGCGGCGGCGCGGGUGAUUGCAGCCGUGAUCGCGGCCUCCGUGGUGGGCCUGGCGGAGCUGUACGUGAUGGUGCGGGCCAUGGAAGGGGAGCUGGGGCAGCUGUAGGCCCGGGCUGGGCUCCCAGAAGGCCCUGCGGACGGUCCCCGUGGCUCCUCCGUCGCUCCUCACCCCAGGGAGGUGGCAUCCGGAACCCCCACCUUCCACAGAUCCCCGAGGGGCCGCUCAGGAGGAAGGAGGGGCAGACCUCUGCCUUCCCCAGCCCUGUUGCUUCGCCAGGUGGGCCCCCAUCCACGCCUGCGCCCAGCGGCCUCCUCCCCACAGCCGCCUAGGGAGGGGCAGGUGGGGCAGAAAAGCCGCUUCCCCCCUUGGGGCUGCUGGCCCCAUCGAUCGCCAGAGGGAGGGAGCCCCUGCUCGGCCCCCUUUGUGGGACUUCUGGGGGGGGAAGGGCCUUGCCUGCUCAGCUGGGGGGGGGGGGUGUCUCCCCAUAACUUUGUGCUUCGGCUACCAAGUCCUGUUGCCCUGUGAUGACACUGGAUCUUUGUUGUGUGCAAUAAAAAGUAAGUGGCAAAACUGUUGUGUCGGGGACGCUUAGAGGAGCUGCCCCCCAUUUGUGUGCAUUGGUGUUGGUGGGUGAGGGGCUGCUUGAUCCCUGCGACCCACCGGCUGCCUGGGAACAGGUGGGGGUGGCCCUGCUGCCCCUCUUUCUCAUACCUGCUUCCAGCGCCACCUGGUACAGUUGUUCCCUCCCAGCUCUCCCCCCUGCCCACCUCUCUGCCAGGCGUGGCACUGCCCUCCCCUGCUGGUGCUGCUUCUCCCCUGCCUGGUCCUCCCCCCUCCCCAGUCUCUCAACCAGCCCCUCCAGCUAGACUGUUCUGCAGGGGCAAAUCAGGCCCCCUGAAGUGGGGAGGGAAGGUAACACUAAUUGAUUUUUAUCUUGUCUUUAUUACUUGGUGAAUAUCUCAUUCCUAUCCGCCCCCCCCCCAACAACCACUCUGAGGGGGGCUGAGCUGAGAGGAAAGGACUGGCCUGAAGUCCCCCAGCUGGACACACACACACACACCCCUGGCUGGACAGCCUAGGAAGGUCUGCACAAGUUUUAGCAACUCCCCCAAAGAGGAGGGGAGGGUGUGAGGCUCCUUCCUUCGUAAGCUCACCCUGCAAGGCUUUGGGGCAAGCCCCCCUCCCCCCCAUUCCUGAAGGGGCUCCAGGACCCCCCUUGCCCAAGGAGACAGAGGCCGGGUGGGUGGGUGGGAGGGAGGCUUUAUUGGGCUGGUCAGCAAGUCCCGGGGGCUCCUUGGCGGAGCUCAGAGCACGUCCUCGGAGGGGCAG